UUCAAGGCUCACCGUUGGUCACUGCCUCUCACGUUCUCGUCUUCUCUCUCUCUCACUCUCUCAACUCUACCCUCAAGCCACGAUCUCAUUCAGUUCUCUAAAUUGUCAUCCGCACGCAGCAAGUCACCAUCUGUUGUUUGUUGCCGUUCGUCCACUCAGGAAUAAUGGAGGAAUCGGAGAAGAGAAGGGAAAGAUUGAGAGCAAUGAGAAUGGAAGCUAACGAGGCUGGAGAUUGUAACAAUUUGGGGAAUUCUCCUGUGUCUCGUGGCUUGUCCAAUCCAUUGAUUGAAACCUCCGGCUAUGCGACUACACCAGGGCCUGCCGAGUCGUAUGCGACUCCGAGGUUUGAUUACUACACAAACCCUGGGUCGGCGUUCUCUGCGGACAAGAGGAGGAGCAAGGUCAGCCAUCAGAAUUUACAGCAAGACUCUUACACACCUCCAAGACCAAGGACCCCUGAAGUGAAUUUUCCCCAAGCUUAUCAAGCCCAAAUCAACUAUUCCCCCGAUCAGAGGGUGUACCAUCAAGGACUCUAUAACAGCUCUGGUCCCUAUAGAAGCCCAGUGGGAAUGGCCAGUCCUUCUGGCAUGCCGCAGGAAACUCCUCCUAUUAUAUGGAAUGGAUCCGGUGGUACGCCUGGCUAUUUUUUUCCAUCUAAUCCAUCAGGGGGGGUUAAUUUUCGCAGCCCUGGUUUUGAACAGAGAGGUAGUCCAAGUUUCAACUCUGGGCAAGGCAGAUGGAACUGGGUCAACAGGAGUCCUGGCCCUAGUCCAGGACGAGGUGGCAGCUCCGGUCCUAGUUCAGGAAGAGGAAGGGGUCGAUGGUCGGGCCAUAGCGGGUAUUAUGGUUCAGCACACAGAGGUGGGGGACGAUCAGGCUCGCAUGAUCAUGUCUCAGCAGAGGUUAGACCAGAUGUUUAUUACAACAAGUCGAUGGUGGAAGACCCGUGGAAAUUUUUGGAACCUGUCAUUUGGAAGAGUUUGAAUACACCCAACUCCUCGAAAUCCUGGCUUCCAAAAUCUAUUAGCAUGAAGAAAGCUAGAGUUUCAGAAGCUCCAAAGGUGUCUAGUUCUCAGCCAAGCCUUGCUGAAUACUUGGCUGCCUCGUUUAAUGAUGCUGUUAACGAUGGACCUAGUACGUGAUGUUGCAUUUUUGUGGAGAAGUCAUCCCUCAACUUUUCAACAAUUAUGAAUGUGGCUCAAUGUAUAGCCAAGAAAACGUCUGCGGGGAUUGCUUGAUGCCUUAGACCUCCACGAAAUUCCAUGAACCAUUAUUGGAAGUUAUCAGAUUGUCAUAUAUGACAUGUAUUGAUGCUCAAAAGUUGGAAGUAAAUUACUAGGGGCCUGUGUGCAUUUUCUGGCACAGCUGGUUCACAUAAUGUUUUUGUAAGUUAAAAUGUUUGCUGCCGAUGAAUUUCACUUAGAUUUGUUACUGUUGAAUUUGUUCAGAUUGUAUUUGUUUGCUUCUUGUGGUAUUUGUUUAGCUCUGAGUACCAACUUUGGGGAAGUACACUAUUGGCUACCG
Messenger RNA from Ilex paraguariensis (yerba mate), 1524 nucleotides. The record is from the annotation of a GenBank genome assembly. Lineage: Eukaryota; Viridiplantae; Streptophyta; Magnoliopsida; Aquifoliales; Aquifoliaceae.